UAGUGCAUGCCAGCAUGCUGAAUGUGCUGUUAUUGACUUACUUGACCUAACGUUGCACGUGUAGGCUAGUUUAUAAGUGAUCGAGACCACAUUCUUGAAAAAAGAAAGCUCGUGAGCGCGCUCUGGAGGAGGAGCUUCGCUGAAACUAAACCGGCACGUGCGCUUAAUAGUCAUGUCAAGAGCAGGUUAAUAAGUAGACAGUCACUAUCGAGGAUGGCGUGCUUACAAAUACUGAUCGGUUGUCUAUGCAUUUAAAAAGAUGUUUAUUUGCUUUGACCAAAUCAUGACUCGAAAGGAAAAGGGAUGAUAUGGAAUUUGGGGUACCACUCACAACCAUUAUAAACCUUGGAGGACUAAGGAUAUUUUUAAAUAUAUCUCUGAUUGUGUUCGUCUGAAAGAAGGUAGUCAUAUACACCUAGGAUGGCUGGAGGUACAGAGAUGGAAAAGCCCCAAGAGAUGCAGGAAAAGCAGCAGUCGUCCCCGCAGAUGGCGGCACCUGAUGGGGGUUGGGGCUGGGUGGUGGUGGGGUCUCUUUUCGUGAUUUCUGCCCUGGUGUUUGGGAUCAUCCGCAGUCUGGGUGUCUUUUUCGUGGAGUUUGUGCUGUACUUUGAUGAGAGUGCUCAGGCAGUGUCAUGGAUAACAUCCAUUGGGUUGGCCAUGCAACAGCUAAUGAGUCCAAUAGGCACAGCUUUAUGUAAUGUGUAUGGAGCUCGUCCAGUUGUUAUGAUGGGAGGAUUCCUCUCAGGCCUGGGAUUCAUUCUGGCUUCCCAGGCAACAUCUCUUUUACAUCUUUACCUGACCAUGGGAUUAAUUUCAGGUUUAGGCUGGGCACUGGUCUUCACUCCUACUGUUGCAUCAGUGAUGCAGUAUUUCACCAUGCGGAGAUCUCUAGCCAUGGGCCUGGGCUUCACAGGCGUCGGUCUUGCCUCUUUCGCCUUCUCCCCGCUUUUUCAAUAUCUAGUAAAAGUUUAUGCUUGGCGUGGGGCCUUGCUUAUCCUCGGAGGCCUCAGCUUCAAUAUGAUCGCUUGUGGAGCUCUCAUUCGACCUCUAGGGAAUCUAAAAGUUGGGAACAAGACUGAAAAAUCAACCAACCUCAACAGAUGGUCUUUUUUACGCUCCCGUAUCUACGAGUGCUUUGAGCUUUCCCUGCUUUCACACCGAGGCUUCGUCACGUAUACCGUGGCCAUCACCUUCUUCAAUGCGGGCUACUUCAUCCCCUACGUUCAUCUGGUCGCCCACAGCCGUCACAUUAAUUUCACUGAGUACCAGGCAGCCUUUGUAAUCUCUGUAACUGGUGUGGCAGACAUCAUGGGCCGCGUAGCCUCCGGCUGGGCCUCGGAUCUGGGCAAAAUGCGAAUGCCCCACAUGCUGGUGGUGUGGACUGGGUUACUGGGCCUAUCUCUGAUGCUCAUUCCUGCUGCUGUGAGUUACCCAGGACUGUUGGUGGUCAGUGUGGUCUAUGGGUUCUGCGCAGGAGCGAUGACGCCGCUGGCCUUUGCGGUAGUGCCGGAGAUCGUAGGUAUCGAGCGAGUGCUGGGAGCCCUUGGCCUCCUGCAGCUCAUUGAGAGUAUUGGAGGGCUGCUGGGAGCACCACUGUCUGGCUGGCUGAAGGACUACACUGGAACAUACACAGUAUCUUUUAUCACUGCUGGAAGUUUCCUCGUGUUAGGUACGUUAGUUACAAUGACUCUUCCCUAUUUCUGGUCUUGUACGGCCCCUCCACCCCCAUCACCAUCAAAGAAGUCAUCUCAGGAUUGCUCCAUGGAAGAUGGACUACUCAAACCAACCAUAUCCUCUUACUCUGUCCCUGAGAAACUGUGCCCCUUGGAUGAUAUGCUUUGCACAGAUACGGAGUUAAGAAUCUGUUCUAAGAGAGAUGUUACACAUCCAGAACAAGAACGAGAAGAAAUACCCUUAGAAAUGAUGCAUCUGACUAAUUUUAAGGAAACAUUAUGAUUUUGUGAUGUAAGAAAAUACCUAAUGGUGGUAGUGCUAGUUUUAGAAGGAUAUUUGGCAUUAUAUCAAACAGGAUAUAGGCAAAUAUUGGAAUUGGAAUAUUGGCCAAAAUGGUUUUAAAACACAUUUUGCAGUAAAACUUUUAAUGGAUCAUUUCAUACAACUUCUACAUUUCAGCAACAUUUCAUACAAAUUUCCCCAAAGCAAAAUAAUAUAUAUAAUUUGCUAUUAGUGCUUUUCGGAUAAAAACAAGACAAUCAAUCCGAUAGAUGCUCUCAGGUUUUGAGAGUUUGAAAGCAGCAGUUUAUGGCUCAGUUUACGGCUCAAAUGUGCAGUUAGCCUAACCUGUAUAAAGUUUAAAACAAAUCUGUCUAAAUGUAAAAAAUGUGGUUAAUUUAAUGAUUCCAUGAAUAUACAAGUAGACAUACACCAUGGUAAAACCAUGUUUUUUAGACAUGCACCAUAAAAUUAGUGCCCUCCGAAAGUAAUACAAUAGGAAAAUAUCAGCAUAAAUCCUUAUGAUCUAAAUGCAACAAAGUAGCUUUGAUUAUCAUUAAAGACCAGCAAUAGUGCUGUUAUUUUUGAUUUAUAUAAUAAUAGCAAUACACAAACGUCACAUUCAGACACCAGCAGCUGUGCAGUGUUAUUUUAGUAUCAUUGAGAUACUAUUAUAGUUUUUAUUUUAUGUAAAGGUAAUGUGCAAAAUGUAGCACUUGGAAUGCUGUCAAUUUGUAAAUUCACAUUCUAAAAAAAAGCCCAAUUCUAGAUUGGGAAAUUUCCCAUCCCGUUUUUCCCAUCACCAUGUCCCUUUAGGGACUCUGUAGAACUCUCUAUUUUUUGUUUAACAAAAUAUCUUUUUAUAGUUUUUCUUAAUGCAAAAUCAUUACAAAAUAAUGAUUUGUGCUGAUAUUGUCCUAAAGGUCAAUAUUUUCUUAGUCAUUUUUAAAUUUAUAUAGGGCACUGUAUAUCAAAUACCAUGGUAGCUAUUACUAUCUGACGCCAGUACACUGUUUUAUUUUUAUUUUCAUUUAUUUUAUUUACUUAUAAAUAAAAAAAAAAACAUUUUUUAUUAUUAUUAUAUUAUAUUAUAUUAUUAGAAUUUUAGUAUUGUAAUAGUGACAUAUUUGACCUCUGGCACUUUCUGACAGGAAGCUGAUUAUGAUGCACAUGUACAGCUUCAGGUUUUGGUGAAGUAAAUGACCUUUGUGGUUUUUAUCAAUUUCAGUUAUUGAGGGGCAUUUUGUAUUCAAGGCUAGUCAAACAUGAGGACUGCUAGCAAGAACUUUCUCGAUUCCAAACAAAGCUUUUACCUGCUUAGUCAUCACAUAUCAGACAUGUUGUCACAUCAAGCAAAAGCUAAGAUAAAGGCAAAACAUUUUCUUGUUUGGUGUUAAAGAGGCUAGUUAUAAUAUACAAAGACAGGGAAGGCAAGCUAAUGCUAGCGUAACAUUGCUAAUCCUGUUCAGCUCCUUAUUCUUUCUCUCUUUCACACACUGCUUACAUUUCCUUGAUUACAUCUGGUUUUUUCUUGUUCUUGAGUUGCAUAGAAAUAUGUUUUCAAGAUGUUCUUUUACAUUCCAGGUCUCAGAGUAUUGACGUAGUUUAUCCACUGAGGUCGCUGACUUAAAUUCACUUAUGAAUCAUUGACCAAAGUGUUUGUUACAUAUUGUGUUCUUCAAAGCCUUUUCUUUUUGUUUAAAUGUUUUAUUUGACAUAAUACAAGAGAUUUACUGUGCACACACACUAGUGUAGAUUAAUUUCUACCUUGUUAGUUCUCUGCUUCACAUGGAAAACCCUUGAAUACUAGUCAGAAAUGCUGUUUUAAAGACACACUUCUCAUAAAACCAAACACAUGAGCCUUAAUCUUCAUAGACUGAGAGUCACUGAGCUCAGCCACUGCCAGACUUUGCUUUCUCAUGUGAGAGGCUCUUAUUGCAUUGAGAUUGGCUGCACACAUGCUAAAGGCAGCACUGCCUUUAUGCAAUUAAACAUGCAGUUUAGCCAGUAGACCUCAGUAUGCUGGCAUAGUAUGAGAAGUGAAACUCCUCUUGAAGUUGGAUCAGUUCAGUAGCGUUAUAAAGACAGCUUGACAGCAGUGCAGUUCAAUCACAGUAGGUCUAUUAGCAUUGGAUUGCCAAAGCAGGCAACGACUUUAAACAUUUCAUCAUCUGGUUCUUUGAAAUGUAUAGCUUUAGAACUACACUGCACAAGUUGACUUUUGAUCUAAUUGAAAGUGUGAGUGGAAUUUGUCACCUGAGCCGAUCCGGAAGUCUUAACUUUUACCAGCGUACCAGCUGAUAGCAUGUGCCUGUUAUGCUUUAAUUUUCCAGGAAGAGCACUGUGUGGUAAGACGCGGUUAGGUUUUAUUGGUACAAUUAAAUCUGUGUUUUAAGUAGACAGAUUUGUGUUUUAAUGUGGUUAAAUAAAAUGCUAUUUGAAAAAAGUC
Molecule: messenger RNA, 4402 nt
Organism: Ctenopharyngodon idella (grass carp)
Lineage: Eukaryota; Metazoa; Chordata; Actinopteri; Cypriniformes; Xenocyprididae
Gene: slc16a13
Product: solute carrier family 16 member 13
Biological process (GO): monocarboxylic acid transport; transmembrane transport
Molecular function (GO): monocarboxylic acid transmembrane transporter activity
Source: RefSeq, a predicted model, not a curated record